ACCGAAGCUUCGACUUCUGUUCGUGUGGUUGGAUGUUUAUCCCGAUUAUUUGAUAUAUACGGUAUACUCGGAGAUGUGUCCGCUAAGGCGAUUGAUGAUGAUAGCAAAAUUGCAGAUGUUUAUUUUUAGUCUUUUGUGCUCAAAACGAGGCGUCUUACUGUAACUAUAGGGUACAUUUAUAUAUAUUCAGACAAUGGAAAAAUGAUAUUCUAUAUCGUAAUUAGCUUAUUAUCGUAAUUAUAUAUUAGAUGUUAUUUCUAUUCUAUUUGUCCUUUUUCAUUCGACUAGAUAUACCGCCUAAAAGUUUAUUUUAAUCCCCACAUUCAAAGCAUCAACUUCCCCGUUUACCCCAUUUAAAGACGAAAAAAUGAAUCAACGUACGAUUUGGAUUUUAUUUGUAGUUAUGCUGACGAAUAUGUUCAGACAAAUAUCAGGUUUCUGUACUAAUUCAUCAUGUAGGAGUCGAAAUCCAUUUAGCUCAAGUACAUACUGUUGUCGUGAUGGAUAUUGUUGUUCAUAUACACGAUACAGAAAUGAUUUUUCGUACACCUACAACCGUUGGGGAGCAGGAUCAAUCAUUGGUACUAUUGUAGGAAACAUAUUCUUUAUGCUAGUAUGUGUUGUCGUAUGCUGGUACUGUUGCUACCGGAGUAAACGAGGUCAACGUCAAGCAUCUUCUGGACGUGUCAUAGUGACGCAACCGGUACCUACCAUUCAGCCAGGUCACCAAGGUUUACCGCCUUUGCAAAUGCCACAGCCCUACCCGACUAAUCAACCUAUGUAUCCACCGAGCGCAUAUCAAGAAACACAAUUUAUGCCAGUUCCAAGUGCUGCUCCACCCUCAUAUGUUGCAGCCACUCAAGGACAGUAUGCUCCUUAUCCAAUUAAAUGAGAGCGAUACAUCAAAUUCAAAUAUUAAGACUGAAUUUAUAGUAGUGCGAUUAUCGCAUUUCACCACCAAUGUUAACGUAGGUACACUGAAAUUAUAAUGCAAUGGGAAGACUUGUAAAGAUCUGUGAGAACAUUUACUCUUAUUUCAUGCUGCCACAUAUCCUGGAAAAUGGUACUCGUAACACAACGAUCACCACGACCCAGUUGCCAAAGCUGAACGUUACAUAAAUAUAUAUAUAAUAUUCACCAACUGACCUAGAUCCAGCACCUCGUGCUUUAGUGAAUGUUAUACAUAAAUAUCUGUUACUUACUUCAUGCCAUUAAUAUGAACAUAUGAUCCAGAUUCGAGCGCAUUUUAGCUAUUCUUGGUAGUAAUGCGGUCGUCCGGAUUGUCGAUGAAGUUCUUACCUACAGUCGACUAUUUGUUAUUUAAAGAACUGUUGUUGAUUUUCUAAAUAUCUGUUUGCUGUAAACAAUUUAAGCUUAAAUUAUCAGACCGAUUUUUGACUAAGCCGUAGGUAUAAGCAACGGCGGAAUUAAAACAGCAGAUAUAUAUUUGAGGGAAAUGGAUUAUUUUUGGACAGUGAUAUAAGAAAUAGUAUAUAUUAUUUAUAUAUAUGUAAGUUUAUUUCUAUAUCUGCAAGUUCCCUUGUUUACAAUGAAAUCAUUGACAGCAAUUGGUGAUUUAGUUUUUCUGUAAACGUUUCAUAUGUUUUUACUCUAAUUCUCUCUUUCUACUUUCUUUUUUAUUUAUAUAUAUAUAUGUGUGUGUGUGCUGUAUUCUAUUCGCCUUUUUCUAUAGUCCAUUUUCUAAACCCGAUGUCGGAUUAAAGUUUGUUAAAAUCACGGUGACGGUCAAGACAAGACGAUGCCUAUA
Styela clava is the source of this 1768-nucleotide messenger RNA. Lineage: Eukaryota; Metazoa; Chordata; Ascidiacea; Stolidobranchia; Styelidae. The record is from RefSeq and is a predicted model, not a curated record.